Equus quagga is the source of this 1451-nucleotide messenger RNA. It is a transcript of the gene LAPTM4B, whose product is annotated as lysosomal protein transmembrane 4 beta. Lineage: Eukaryota; Metazoa; Chordata; Mammalia; Perissodactyla; Equidae. Gene Ontology annotation, cellular component: lysosomal membrane. The transcript is spliced from 7 exons. Bases 223 to 903 code for a protein of 226 amino acids. The record is from RefSeq and is a predicted model, not a curated record.
CUUCUCCCGCCGCCUUCGGAGCGCAGGGUCCGGUCCCGGCAGCCGCUCGGAGCUCUCGGGGCGGGCGCGGAGCGAGGGCCGGCCGGCGGGCGGGCGGCUAGCGAGCCGGGAGCGGAGCGGCCGAGGAGCCGAAGGCAGCCGCGCGGCGGGCCCCGAGCGACGCGGCCGACGCUCCUGCAAACUUGGGCGCGCGCUCGCGCCACUGCGCCCGCGGCCCGAGCGAUGAAGAUGGUCGCGCCCUGGACGCGGUUCUACUCCAACAGCUGCUGCCUCUGCUGCCAUGUCCGCACCGGCACCAUCCUGCUCGGCGUCUGGUACCUGAUCAUCAAUGCCGUGGUACUGCUGAUUCUGCUGAGCGCCCUGGCAGAUCCAGAUCAGUAUCACUUUUCAAGUUCUGAACUAGGAGGUGACUUUGAAUUCAUGGAUGAUGCCAACAUGUGCAUUGCUAUUGCAAUUUCUCUUCUCAUGAUCCUAAUAUGUGCAAUGGCUACUUACGGAGCAUACAAGCAACAUGCCGCCUGGAUCAUCCCAUUCUUCUGUUACCAGAUUUUCGAUUUUGCCCUGAACACCUUGGUUGCAGUCACUGUGCUUGUUUAUCCAAACUCCAUUCAGGAAUACAUACGACAGCUGCCUCCCAACUUUCCCUACAAAGAAGAUAUCAUGUCUGUGAAUCCUACCUGUUUGGUCCUUAUUAUUCUUCUGUUUAUCAGCAUUAUCUUGGCUUUUAAGGGUUACUUGAUUAGCUGUGUUUGGAACUGCUACCGAUACAUCAAUGGCAGGAAUGCCUCUGAUGUCCUGGUUUAUGUUACCAGCAAUGACACUACGGUGCUGUUACCCCCGUAUGACGAUGCCGCGGUGAAUGGCGCUGCCAAGGAGCCGCCGCCACCUUAUGUGUCUGCCUGAGCCGAAAGAGGGGUGAAGCCGAGAGCAACGACUUGACUUUUCAGACAUCGGAGCAAUAGUUGUUUAAUUUCACUUCUGAGAUGAGCUCUCUGAGCUUAUUUGUUGCUGAAAUGCUUCAGUUUUAAAAUUUAGAUUUUAAGUUGAAACCCUCUGUAGUUUUAAACAUAUGCUUUAGCUAGAGCACUGUGAUAGAUUAACUGUGGAAUUCUUUCUGUAGGGUGGGUGUAAUGGCUUCCCUCAUCUUCCCUAGGCAUUGAAACUUUCCAACAAUAUGGAGGAACCUUGAAUCAGAGAAGUCUGGUUUUGUACCUGGUUUUGUACCUAACUCUGGGCCCCAGAGUCAGGGAAUUUGUCACACUUUCUCUCUCUCUUCCCUCUGUCUCUUUUGAAAGUGUCAAAUAAAAUCAAAAUUAGACAAUGCUUUUUCUUAAGCCGUUCCAAUGUAUAGAAGAAACCCUUACAAGAGUAAGAAUGUUAAUUGUGUAAUCAUCGCUCUAAUAGGUAAACAGGAGUCCAUAUAUAUAAAUAAAAAACAAGAUUUUCCUUAA